Mirounga angustirostris (Northern elephant seal) is the source of this 4657-nucleotide messenger RNA. It is a transcript of the gene DCT, whose product is annotated as dopachrome tautomerase. Gene Ontology annotation, molecular function: dopachrome isomerase activity; oxidoreductase activity. Gene Ontology annotation, biological process: positive regulation of neuroblast proliferation; ventricular zone neuroblast division; developmental pigmentation. NCBI's taxonomy places the organism in Eukaryota, Metazoa, Chordata, Mammalia, Carnivora, Phocidae. The transcript has 8 exons. The coding region runs from base 246 to 1892 and encodes 548 amino acids. Gene Ontology annotation, cellular component: melanosome. The record is from RefSeq and is a predicted model, not a curated record.
UUAACGGGGGAAAGAUGGUGAGAAGCGCUACCCUCAUUAAAUCUGGCUGUUAGAGGCGCUUCUAAUGGCCUUAAAUUUGUUUUAGUUGUUUGAAUCACAUAAAAUAGUCUGUGCGUGUGCAUAUACACACGUGCACUCACGUGGGUCCUGCGAUUUUUGCAGGUAUUUUUUUAAAGAGGAGAGGAAUCGAGCGCAAAACAAAACGAUAUCAACUCCCCCACCCCCCAAAACCAAAAAUCAACUAAAUGAGCGCUCAAGCGCUCAAGAGUGGAAGGCGAGGAGAAAGGCAGGGUAGAAUCAGGGAGUGGAAAGCAAGAGGGAGUUCUGCUGAUAAAGCCAUGAGCCCUCUCGGGUGGGGGCUUGUGCUCAGUUGCCUGGGCUGUGGGAUGCUGCCUGGAGCCCGUGCACAGUUUCCCCGGGUCUGCAUGACGGUGGACAGCCUGAUGACCAAGGAGUGCUGCCCGUCGCUGGGUCCGGAGCCCGACAACAUCUGUGGCUCCCAGGAGGGCCGGGGCCAGUGCAUGGAGGUGCAAGCUGACACCAGGCCCUGGAGCGGUCCUUACAUGCUACGGAACCGGGAUGACAGAGAAGGUUGGCCGAGGAAGUUCUUCCACCGGACCUGCCGAUGCACAGGACAUUUUGCUGGCUACAACUGUGGAGUCUGCAAGUUUGGCUGGACCGGCCACGACUGCAAUCACAGGAAAGCCCCGGUAAUUCGGAAAAAUAUCCAUUCCUUGACUGCUCAGGAGAGGGAGCAGUUCCUGGACGCCUUAGACCUCGCAAAGAACACGACACACCCCGACUACGUGAUCACCACCCAGCAUUGGCUCGGCCUGCUGGGGCCCAACGGGACCCAGCCACAGAUUGCCAACUGCAGCAUUUAUGAUUUCUUUGUGUGGCUCCAUUAUUACUCUGUUAGAGAUACAUUAUUAGGACCAGGGCGCCCGUACAAGGCCAUAGACUUCUCACACCAAGGCCCCGCCUUUGUUUCUUGGCACCGAUAUCAUCUGCUGUGGCUGGAAAGGGAUCUCCAGCAACUCAUCGACAAUGAGUCCUUUGCUUUGCCCUAUUGGAACUUCGCCACCGGGAGGAACGACUGUGACGUAUGUACGGACCAGCUGCUUGGGGCUGCAAGACAAGACGACCCAACUCUCAUUAGUCAGAACUCAAGAUUCUCCAGCUGGGAAAUUGUCUGUGAUAGCCUGGAUGACUAUAACCGCCGGGUCACCCUCUGUAAUGGGACUUAUGAAGGUCUGUUAAGAAGAAAUCCAGUGGGAUUAAACAGUGAGAAAUUGCCAACUUUACAAGACAUACAAGAUUGUCUGUCUCUCACGACCUUUGACAGCCCCCCUUUCUUCCAGAACUCUACCUUCAGCUUCAGGAAUGCCCUGGAAGGGUUUGAUAAAGCGAACAGCAACCUGGACUCUCAAGUGAUGAGCCUACAUAACUUGGUUCAUUCCUUCUUGAAUGGGACAAGUGCUUUGCCACAUUCUGCUGCCAACGAUCCUGUCUUUGUGGUACUUCAUUCCUUUACCGACGCCAUUUUCGAUGAAUGGAUGAAAAGAUCCAAUCCUUCUGUGGAUGCCUGGCCUCAGGAGCUGGCACCCAUUGGUCACAAUCGGAUGUAUAACAUGGUUCCUUUCUUCCCUCCGGUGACGAAUGAGGAAUUCUUUUUAACUGCAGACCAACUCGGCUACAGCUAUGCCAUUGAUCUGUCAGUUGAAGAAACUCGAGGUUGGACCACAACCCUCUUGGUGGUCAUAGGGAUGCUGGUGGCUUUGGUUGGUGUUUUUGUGGUGCUGUUUUUCCUUCAGUACAGAAGACUCCGAAAAGGCUACACACCCCUAGUGGAGACACAUUUAAGCAACAAGAAGUACACAGAAGAAGCCUAGAGAGCUCACGCCUUCCUCUAGAGAGGCACCAGCCAAGCCGUAGGUCUGACCCUGCCGAUGAACAAACUAUUACUCAGUGUUCUUCCUUUAGCUGAAGACGUUUGACGCAGUCCCCCCUAUUAAGGUGAUCAUCCCCAAUACAGAAGGUGCUUAGCUGUAGUCUCUGGUCUACUCGUUGUUUAACAAACACAAACUGGAAUGUUUGAGGCUAUCUUUACCAUCAAACAAAGGUAGAGCUGACAAUUUGUGGUAUCUGAUAAUAAUUCCCCAUAUUGAUUAAGCCUCCUCAUGUUCUGAAAAGACAUGUGAGAGUGCGCGCGCACACACACAAACACACACACACAACUGAUAGAGCAGAUUCAUUUUAAUUUGCAGGUCCUUGUAAAUUGAGACCUGAGCAAGAUCAUGGUUCAUUUUUUCUUCGCCCAAGUGUCUUCAGUUGGAAUGGGGCAGGGGGUGGGGGUGGCAGAUGCUUCCUGAGUCUCCAUGAGGUUCGCUAUAAACAGCUGUGCUUUUAGAUGCCUUCCUGAUCAUCUUUCUGUGGCUUAUUUUUCUCCUUUCUGUGUCUUUUCUUCUCCAGCCUUUAAAACAGCCUUGAAGAUGAAAAUAGGCCUUAUUUUCCAAAUAGGAUGGAGAGUAAAGGAAGGAAUGAAUGAUCAGUUUGGUUCUCUUUUGUAAAUUAGACUUUCCAGAUUUUAUAAAAAUCUGUAGUUCUUAACAGGAGACAUGAUAUCAUGAGAUUCAGUAGCUGGAUAAACAUUGAUUCUAUAGUGAAAAAUAAAUGAGAGAUUAAAUUAUAGAGUUUUCUAGUUAACGAAUAUACUGUGUUAAAUCUACUAACCCGCAUAGAACCACUUCUUCCAGGAAAAGAUGGCAGAAAAAGGCUGUGAGGCUAGAAUCCUGGCAAUUUGAGUAGACUUCCAUUGCUCUGAGGUCUCAUUUGACUGAUCCUGAACCAGUUUCUUUACCAGGUAGCCUCAGAUGAAAAAUUAUCCAUGUAUAUUGCAGUUGGUUUAUUUUUAAGAGUUGACUUCCGAUUUUAUUAAUGCCACACUGUGCUGACAGUUACUUAUGAAUGCUAAUCAAUUAAGUCUUAUCCUUUAAAAGCAAACCAUCCAUAUAAAAUAUAACAUUUCAGAAUUAAAUGGUUAUGUUCCACUAAGUAAUCAUCAUAUCAUGAGAGAUAAGAAUGAAGCCAUCUUUAUUUACUAAGAUGCUCAGGCUUACCGAGAUGAUCCCUACUUCUGAGAAGUUAGCGGUUACUGAGAUUGCAAGGUAAAUUUCAUCUGCUCAUAUCUGGUACCUGUGCUUCAGGGGUGAGGCCAUAGUUCUGGAAGGUAGCCUGUCUGUCCACUCAUUUCAGCUACUCUCUACUGGAAUGGAUGUGUGUGAAGGAUGGGUGGGAAGGAGAAGAGGACCCUGGAGUUAGCUGCCUUCUACAUAGGAGGGAGGGGGCUAGAUGGUGCAUGAUUCAUCAAGACACAGUGUUAUCCCCCCAAAAUAAGACUGUGAAAGCCGGAGAAAUGGACAUAGCCCCAUUGGAACCAAAUUUGAGUCUGAGCGAGCCUCAUAAAGCUUAUAGGCAUAUCUGAGAGUGGGCUCAGCAGAUGAGAAUCAAAAUAGCCCAGAGUCCUUCAUGGGCCGAAGCCCUGCUUGGGUCUCUUUACCCACCCCCCCCACACGUAGAUCUCAGUUCCUGCUUUUAACAGGAUCUAUGGAAAAUUUGGCAAAGUUUCAUGAAUGUACUCCACUCUGGAAGGUUUAUGUUCCAAACUCAGGGUUGUUGGGGAAUACAGUUUUACAUCCUGUUUCUAAACCAAAAGAGAAAUAUUGAAAUGAAGAUAUAAUUGUGCAUGGUAGGUGUGUCUCCAAAAAGUUACAUUUAAAUUAAUUACAUGUUAAAAGUAGCAGGGAAGGGGCACCUGGAUGGCUUAGUCUGCUGGGGGCCUGACUCCUGGUUUUGGCUCCGGUCAUGGUCUCAGGGUCGUGAUAGGGAGCCCUGUGUUCCACUCUGCCCUCCACUGGGAGUCUGCUUGAGAUUUUCCCUCUCCCUCUGCCCCUCCCACUCAUGCUCUCUCUCACUCUCUUUCUCUUUCAAAUAAAUAAAAUAAAUCUUAAAAAAAUAAAAUAAAAAUAAAAGUAGCAGGGAAAAUGACUUUUUAUAGAUGAACUAUAUGAAUAAUUCCAUAAAGCAAAUAACCACCUCUCUCUUGCCUCUCUGGUACAUCAGAAUUUUCAUUUAUCGCAUUCCCACAUAAUUUAUUUAAAGCAAGGUUUAUCUGAGGUAGAAAUAGAGGGUAAUCAUUUAUACUUAGCCACUUUUAUCUAUAGAAGAUGCAACUUCUUAUAAAUAUAAUGUUUUAUAAUGUCUUCCUAAGAGAAACGAUUUCUUAAUUUUUUAGCUCAUAGAAGAGGAAUAAAUUUUUCUAACAUUUCCUGACAUUACAGUCAGUUUGUGAUGAAUGUCUUUUAAGAAAUUUAAAGGUAGAACAAACCUGUUAGAAUGAACAAGUUAGUAUUUACUUACACGGAAUCUUAUGCAAAUAAACUCAGAAAAUACUACGAAGCGUUGUAGGGUUAAUUUUCUCAAUGAUGGGGGGAAAACAUCAACCUUGAAGAAAAUGAAUAGAUCACUUUACAUGCUUAUAUCCUCAGAAUUAGAAAAACUGUAUGUAUAUGAAUUACUGUUUCAGAAGAGAUGCUGUUAUAAAGCUAACAUUCAGAAGUGAAUGAAAUCUAAUAGCCUCUUUCCUUUGUGAAUUAAA